Auxenochlorella protothecoides is the source of this 1656-nucleotide messenger RNA. RefSeq names its product Serine/threonine-protein kinase SAPK10. Gene Ontology annotation, molecular function: ATP binding; protein serine/threonine kinase activity. Gene Ontology annotation, biological process: protein phosphorylation; intracellular signal transduction. Bases 1 to 1656 code for a protein of 551 amino acids. The transcript is spliced from 13 exons. The record is from RefSeq and is a predicted model, not a curated record. Lineage: Eukaryota; Viridiplantae; Chlorophyta; Trebouxiophyceae; Chlorellales; Chlorellaceae.
AUGCGGCGCGUUCAUCGAGCGGACCAGCUCUCACGGUCUGAGGAGCGAUUUCGCGCGCACAGAGCAACGACAGGAGUUUGGAGACUGGUGCGGGGGAAGUCGGACGGCAACAUCUCGCUCAUGUCAUCCCUGCUGGCCGCCACCUCAGCGCCCUACAGCACCUACCUCCCCGAGCCGGAGACCUGGCUGCACCGCGCCGGCGCGGGGGCCAAGCAGCUCUGGUGCAUGGGCCUGCUCUCCCUCCUCAUCCGCGGCGGGUCUGGGUGCAAGGCGGCUGUGGUCCUGUACCUCGUGCUCGUCACCACCCUGUCCCUGCCGCGGCACGACCUGCCGGGCUCACCAAGGUACAGCAGCGUGCUCCUGAAGCUGGGGUUCCUGCGCGUCACGCGGCGCAGCUUCCGCCUGGCGGUGAGCACUGCGGCGCUGACCUUUGCAGCACUGCAGUCGGCCUCCCUCUGCCUGGCCUGCACCCCCCCAGAGCGCAUGGCCGCGGCGAUGAGCUCUGCCCUGAGCCCGCUGAGGGUGGUGGGAUUCCCUGCCGACGAGCUGGUGCUCACGCUCUUGCUCGCGCUGCGCUUCAUCUCAAUGGUGUUCGAGGAGGGAAGACAUCUGCUCCUCGGCCUGGCGACCAGGAGCGUGGACUACUCGGGCCUAGGGAUCAAGGAUCUGAACAGCGGCACAUUCGGAUUCGUCCAGUUGGUGCUGGACAAGACCACAGGGCGCCAGGUGGCUAUCAAGUUCAUCGAGCGUGGUGACAAGGUGACCAAGUAUGUGGAGCGGGAAAUCAUCAAUCACCGGCAGCUGGUGCACCCGCAUAUCGUGCAGUUCAAGGAGGUAUUUCUGACGCCCAACCACCUGGGCAUCGCCAUGGAGUUUGCUGCGGGCGGAGACAUGUUUGAGUACGUUGUCCGCAAGGGCGGCCUGCGCGAGAACGAGGCGCGCUGGUUCUUCCAGCAGCUGCUGGUCGCCGUGGACUACAUCCAUCGCAUGGGCGUGGCGAACCGCGACAUCAAGCUUGAAAACACGCUGCUGGACGGCAGCCCGCGGCCGCUCAUCAAGAUCUGCGACUUUGGCUACUCCAAGCACGAGAAGUACCAGUCGGCGCCGGGCAGCAGAGUGGGGACCCCGGCCUACCUCGCCCCCGAGGUGAUCAUGACCACCAAGGGGAAAACCUACGAUGGCAAGGUUGCCGACAUCUGGUCCUGUGGCGUCAUGCUGUAUGUCAUGCUGGUGGGCGCCUACCCCUUUGAGCGGCCCGAGGACAAGCACGACGCGCAGAAGCUGCAGAAGAUGAUCCAGCGCAUCCUGCGGGUGGAGUACGAUUGGCCGCCGCACAUCAAGCUGUCGCCGGAGUGUCGGGACAUCAUGGCCCGCAUCCUCGUGGCAGACCCACAGAAGCGGAUCUCCAUCCAGGAGCUCCAAGACCACCCCUGGUACAUGAAGGACCUGCCGCCCGGGGUCAAGGAGAUGAACGACAACAUGCGGAUGCCGCCCGCGGGGUCCCAGACGGAGGAAGAGAUCCGGGAGACAGUCGCGGAGGCUCAGAAGGCGCCGGGGCGCGGCGGCGGCAUCGCCGGCUGGGAGGACGACUACAUCGACGACACCAUGGAUGCGGAGAACUACGAGUCGUCGUUCGACGAGUGGGGGGGGACCUGA